Molecule: messenger RNA, 864 nt
Organism: Phytophthora infestans T30-4
Lineage: Eukaryota; Oomycota; Peronosporomycetes; Peronosporales; Peronosporaceae
Exons: 3
Coding region: 1-864 (287 amino acids)
Source: RefSeq, a predicted model, not a curated record
AUGAGGCCGUGUCAAAAUCUUGGAUUCAAAGCCUUAAAAACGUUUCCCCGCCGUCGCAAACUGGACAGACGAGAGGCGUACACGUACCGUUGUUCUGACUUGGGUGGUGCGAUCUCAUGGCGGCGUCGCGACCUGGACCUGUCUGUGGCGCUGCGCUCGAUGGUAUUCGUGAACGAGACGGUAUCGUUGCCGCCGAGGCAGUUGGUGUCUGUGGCUUUGGAUCGCGCGUCUGCGUUGCUGGUCGGCGCUCUGGACGUGCAGAGCGUGAGCAUGGCUAGCCUGGCAGUUCCUCGUUGGAGCGACUUCGUGCUGCUGCACCGCGUGAAGAACGGUGGUGAAUGGCAAGUGUCGGGCGAGUUGCAGUCGAGCGAUGCGAGGUGGCUGAAGACUGCGGAGGUGGUUCUGGCGCCGCGCACGGCCAAGUCUCAGGCUAGCCAAGUCUCGGGAUGUGACGGUGUAAACGAACGUGACACUGGUGGACGCGGUGUCGUCGCAAUCCGUGGUGGUGGAGGUCUCUCACUUGGUCCGGAGCAUACCGGACCCUCGGUCUCUGGUGUCGACUGCACUGCUGCGGCCGAUCGUGGUGGAGAACCGGGAGGACGAGCCUGCGUUGGUUUCGAUGGCGGACUUGGGCGCCUACAGGUGAUGUCGUGGACGCAUCGCUACCGAGAAUACAGCAAAAUGGCAGACAAGCUGGUCAAUAUGGCCAUGGAUGCAUGCUUCAGCGUGCAAGUGCUCUUCUCCGACGAGAGUUGUUCCAGCGUCAAAUGGACAGAGCCUUCGAUACGCGUCAAUGACGGUGGUCACUGGCUGAGUAGGAGCUUCAUCGAGAGCAUCUCCAGGUUCGGUGCCUCAUCAUCUUAG